Molecule: messenger RNA, 261 nt
Organism: Babesia ovata
Lineage: Eukaryota; Apicomplexa; Aconoidasida; Piroplasmida; Babesiidae
Product: 2-hydroxyacid dehydrogenase, putative
Exons: 2
Coding region: 1-261 (86 amino acids)
Source: RefSeq, a predicted model, not a curated record
AUGCCAGAUAGUUGGGCGGUUCCGUGUGUUGUCGACGAAUCACGCCACUGCAAAUCCGAUGAGGAAUGUAGCGACUCAGGAAUUCCCAUGGGAGCGGGCGGUAUUCCAUCGCCAACGUACAAUUCGAAUCCUUUGUCACCCGAUGAUCGGGUGGAAGGUUGCGUCAACAUGGGUGACGAACCCGAAGCAGCUGCCAUGUUUGACUUGGACGCCCUUAUUAGACACGUCGUACGUCCCUCAGAUGGAUGGGGAAGUCCUUGA